Yarrowia lipolytica CLIB122 is the source of this 654-nucleotide messenger RNA. RefSeq lists its product as uncharacterized. Gene Ontology annotation, biological process: mitochondrial respiratory chain complex IV assembly. The record is from RefSeq and is a predicted model, not a curated record. Gene Ontology annotation, cellular component: mitochondrion. NCBI's taxonomy places the organism in Eukaryota, Fungi, Ascomycota, Dipodascomycetes, Dipodascales.
AUGUCAGCGUUGCGGCCCAUCUCUCGAUUCGCUCCCGGGCGUCACCUAGCCCAGGGUCGUCCAUUCAACGCAGCAGUUUCGCCUGCGGUUCCUCAGUGUCGCGCCAUCAACACACAGCACCAUUUCGACACCCGACGGUUCGAGCUGAAACUCGAAAAGGAGGGAUUCACGCCGGAGCAGAGCAAAUCAGUCAUGAAGGCCAUGUCCCGCGUGCUGGAGGACUCGUUCAGCAACCUGGGCAAAAACCUGGUGACCCGAGAACAGUUUUCGCGCCAGACGUACCAGCAGAAGGUGGAUUUCGCCAAGCUCAAGGGCGAAAUGCAGCACUUUGACAAGUCCGGCUUCAACAAGAUCACCAGCGAGCACGACCGGCUAAAGAAGGAACUGGAAAAGAUGCGCCAGCGACUCAAGGAGGACAUUACAAAGACCAACGCGCACGUUCGGCUGGAUCUGUCGCUGGAGAAGGGCCGAAUCAAGACCGAGGCGGCCGCCCACGAAAUGAAAAUCCAGGACACAGCCUCGCGAGUCGAGCAGGAAAUCUCGCAGACAAAGUCGUACAUUGAUACCACCAAGGUGACCGUUCUGCAGUGGCUCGUUGGUAUCUUUUCCGGAGCCGUUGCCAUCGCCUUGGCUUACAUUCGGUUUUUGACCUAA